This is a messenger RNA of Plasmopara halstedii, 588 nucleotides long. RefSeq names its product Transcription factor TFIIIC, tau55-related. Gene Ontology annotation, cellular component: transcription factor TFIIIC complex. The transcript is spliced from 2 exons. NCBI's taxonomy places the organism in Eukaryota, Oomycota, Peronosporomycetes, Peronosporales, Peronosporaceae. The record is from RefSeq and is a predicted model, not a curated record. Gene Ontology annotation, biological process: transcription by RNA polymerase III. The coding region runs from base 1 to 588 and encodes 195 amino acids.
AUGACGGAUGGUAAUCAAGGUGUUGAGAGGAGUGGACAAGAACAGGAACAGAUACAGGAAGAGGAAGAAAUAAAUGCUGUACAGAUCGACAGCGAGACGAGCAAGGAUAUCGGCCAUGAAGAUAUGAAAGGAUCAAUGUCACCUUUUGUGAAGAAUGGAGAGGAAGGGGAACAGAGGGAAAUGAACAAUGCACAGAUGGACAGCGAGACGAGUAAGUCGGAUGGCCAUUUAGAAUCGGACAAACUAGUAUUCAAAGAUCCACUGUCGACUGCGAAGAUUGAUGAAAGUGAUGAGAGUGAUGAGAGUGAUGAAGACAAGGAAGAGCUGCUGGUGGUUUUGGAACUGUGUGAUUUUAAAAAUCAUCCUUUGUUUGACGACUACAGUUCCGCGACACUUGAGGGCAUUGACACAGCAAAGCCGAUGCUGAAAAUUGGAGAAUAUGAAUUAUAUGGACAACUUGAGGAGACCGUUGGCACGACUUACUUUUACGAUACGGAUACAUCUGGUGUGUCGAACAAGGAAUACCAAUUUGCAGGCCAGACAAUUAAGAAGAUCAAGUUUACCAUUGCACCACCCGAAGAUUUGUAA